CGGCUUCACUCGCCGGAAUCAUCCACUCCAGUUUCAUACUUCAGGGAGAGACAAAAUAACGGAAAGAAGAAGAUGUUUUUCCACAUAGUACUAGAACGAAACAUGCAAUUGCAUCCUCGCCACUUUGGCCGAAAUCUCCGCGAGAACAUCGUUUCCAAGCUCAUGAAAGAUGUCGAAGGCACCUGCAGUGGACGACAUGGGUUCGUGGUCGCAAUAACUGGUAUUGAGAAAAUUGGACAAGGAUUGAUUCGUGACGGAACAGGCUUUGUGUCUUUUCCUGUGAAGUACCAGUGUGUUGUGUUCAGGCCAUUUAAAGGGGAGAUCUUAGAAGCUGUUGUUACCAUGGUGAACAAGAUGGGAUUUUUUGCUGAAGCUGGGCCUGUGCAAAUUUUUGUUUCAAACCAUUUGAUACCGGAUGACAUGGAGUUCCAGCCUGGAGAUACACCCAAUUAUACAACUUCUGAUGGAUCCGUUAAAAUUCAGAAGGACAGCGAAGUACGAUUAAAGAUUAUUGGCACUCGAGUAGAUGCUACAGAAAUUUUCUGCAUUGGUACCAUAAAGGACGACUUUCUGGGGGUGAUAAAUGAUCCUAGAGCGACGGUGUAGUCAAGUUGUCGACUAGUUUUUAUAUUACAUGGGAUCACAAGGUUACCUUGUAAUUGCUUUUGUUUGUUCUGUUGUAUAGUGACCGGAACAUCGAUCAUUUGCUUGUGUUCUCAUUUAAAGUCACUUUUAUUUGUUCUUGUUAAGCUAUUAUUCAGGGUACCUUGUUCAGGCGAAAAAGCGCAAGGAAACAUUCAAGCAAAGUCGUAAUCCUUCACUUUUAUGUAAUUGCUUUUGCUUUUUUCCUCU
This is a messenger RNA of Tripterygium wilfordii, 852 nucleotides long. RefSeq names its product DNA-directed RNA polymerase II subunit RPB7. The transcript is spliced from 6 exons. Bases 73 to 606 code for a protein of 177 amino acids. Gene Ontology annotation, biological process: positive regulation of translational initiation; transcription initiation at RNA polymerase II promoter; positive regulation of nuclear-transcribed mRNA poly(A) tail shortening. The record is from RefSeq and is a predicted model, not a curated record. Gene Ontology annotation, cellular component: P-body; RNA polymerase II, core complex. NCBI's taxonomy places the organism in Eukaryota, Viridiplantae, Streptophyta, Magnoliopsida, Celastrales, Celastraceae. Gene Ontology annotation, molecular function: single-stranded DNA binding; single-stranded RNA binding; translation initiation factor binding.